AAGACGUAUAUGUGUGGGGUGGGGAAGCAAAAACCAAAUUUUCAUCUAGACAAAGUUGAAUUCAAAUAACUAAUUAUUACUCUAAAUAUCUGAAGUUGUCAGAGAAACGCAUUGACGUGUUGGUUCAUUCGGCUUGUGUUGACUUACAGGCUGUCAGAUGCAGGUAUUUAAUUCAGGGUGACAGAUUUGACAGCUGAGCAGCACAGAUGUGUUAGUAAGCUACUGUUUACAGAAUCAUGUCCAAACACAAAACCUCCAAGAAAAAGCUUAUUAUUGAAGACGAUGAGCCAAAAGAGGACGGAGAGGAACUGAAUCCCUUUUCCUUUAAGGAGUUCAUCAGGAGCAAAAAUCAGCAUCCUAACAUGGCCAGUUCUGUUGAGAAAACAUUUGAUGGUGCUUGCUCUGUGAGGGAUGAAUUCAAGUAUGCCAGUGGCUUUAAGCACAGCCAUGAUGGUCACUUUUUCACAGAUCCCUCACUGCUCGAGCAGUCGUUUGACUAUAAACCAGAGGACGAAUGGACUGAAAGCUACCAGCCCUCGUGCAUCGAUCAGGUGCACAAGUUAGGACUGAAUGCUGUUCUGGAAGGCAGUGCUUACUUGGAUCACUCCCUACUGUCCUGUGAAGACGAGACGGCAAAAGAGUGGGAGCUGCAAGAGGAUUUCUCACCACAGCGUGACUUCCACAGAAGGAGCACAUCGAGCUAUGAAGGAGAUGAAGAGACCUCGGUUGUUGAUCUCACCUUCCAGGUGAAGAACAGUACAGAAAAUGGGAUUAGUUACCAGGAAAAGCUAAGAGAAGAAAAUUCUCAGCUUCGGAAACACAUCAGAGAACUGUUAAAAAAGUCUGAGGUUGAUUCUACAAAGAUCAGACAGCUUACAGACGAGCUGCACAACCGAAAUUUGAAAGAGGAGAGAGAAGCUAAAGCAUUAGAGAGCAUGGUGCAGUCUGUGGAAGAAAACCUCCAGCUCAUGACAAAACGAGCUGUUAAAGCUGAAAGCAGUUUGUCUAAAUUAAAACAAGAGGUCCAGCAGCUUCAGAGCCAGCUUGAUGUGUACAGAUGUGAGAAUGAGCGACUUCAUGCAGGAGAAACCGCUGCCUUGACCUCAGUGAGACAAAAUGCUCAAGUGGCCUCCAAGUACCUCAUCAAAGUUGCCCAAGAUGCUGAGAUGUCCAUUAAGCAGCUGCUGACAGGAAGAGAGACCUUGUGCCUCGUAUCAGAGCUGCUGAGUUCAAUAGACAAGAUUACUGAGAUUCCAAAAUAACACCUUCUUUACUUCACUGUGUAGUGCCUUAACCACCUCUAUUAUUCCUUUAUUCUUUCAAAAUCAGAUGCUUUGAAUUUUACUGCUAUCGUAAUCCGUGUUUAUCUCUGUGGCUCACGUGUACAUGCUCACCACGACAACGCUCUUACCCAUGCUAGCUAGCAUUGUCCAACUGAAAAGAAUUGCUGAAGCUUUGGAGGCAGAACCCAAAGGAAUUCGAGCUGCUUACUGCAUGUUACAAGACCGAAUGCAGCCACGGAUCAAGUGGGACGUCACAUUGUGUACCAAGUUUUAUUUAUAGUGACAUCUAUGGGUGAUGUCUUUCUGGUCAGUAGUUUGCUGCUGAAAAUGCCAUGAAUCUUUUUGUAGUCAUUCUCUGAAAGAGUAGUGUCAAAAAGGAAGAUUAACUGUGACUGGAAUUUGUCUGUUUGUGAAGUUGAAUAGUGUAUGACAUCCCAUGGUGCUUUUCUGAAGAGCUUUUUUACAAUUGUGUAAACAUACCUUUACAUGUUAAACUUUUUUUAAAGAUAACUGAUCUUAUGCAUGAAAGGCUCUUGUGGUGCAGGUUUUCAUUCCAAUCAAACAGCAGACAGACCUGAGUCCAUAUGUUUAAUCAGCUGAUCUUGGCUUUCAGUAGACUCGGUAUGGCUUCUGAUUGGUUGGACAGCCUGUUCAAACCAAGGAUGUGUUGGUCAUGAGUCAGGAUAUUGUGUAGACAAGUCAGGCACUGAUAAGGAUCCUGGCUCACAACUAGUUGGAACACUGGACUCAAUUUCGGGUGAAAUGACUACCCAUAAAUCCCAAACAUAAAAUAUUCAAAUUUAUAUAUCAAAGAAAUUUGUUAGUUUAAAGUUUAAUCAUGUGUUUUUGUCAUGGUGAUUCCAAGAAGAAUCAUAGUCUAGAUAGUGUAUUCUUUUAAGUCAUUAAACACUUACAAACAGUGUAUUUAGUUCAAAAUCACUAAUUUAAGUGAUCAGUGAUCCUACAGUAGAGCAAUGACAAGCUAAUCACAUUUGUAGAUGAAAUAUUUUUCAGGCUGAAAAGCUUCAGAAAAUGUAUGCCAUCAUUUCCAGUAAGGAAAUGUAGUCAGCAUUGAUGCUCCCUAAGCUUUGCAGUGCAGUGUGGGAUUUUUUCAGGGAACAGACGUUCCAGUGCACUAGAAGGAUUUUGACAGACAGAGCUUAAAAAGACCGACUUACUGAUCAGAGUCCUGACUACUAAAUUAGGAGCUAAUUGAGAUGCACUCAGUUGUACUUUCUCAAAAUUAAUUUCAGCUCUCGAGGUCCGUCUGUUUUCCGCAUAUCUAUCAAACAGUUCAGUCCGCUUGAAAGAGAGUUCUACUUUAGAAAUAUCACUCUUUUAAAUUAAUACCAGUCUAUUCUGUCUCCCAGGCCAGUAACAUACGAGAGCUGUGAUUUCAUUCCAGUCUUUUCAAGUCUUCAUUUUCAUUACUCGAAUGUGAUUAAUGUACCAUUGUGGGCAUAGCAUUGUUCAGUCACAUACUGCUUUUAUAAGGAAUAAACCUGCUAAAUUCAUGUAUGUGUUCAGAUAGAAUUAAUAUUGAAAAAAUACAGUACUGUAAAAGAAAAGGCUGUGUACUGUACAGUACUACAUACAGUACAAUAAUCAAUUUCUGCUUUUAAGUUUUAAAAGUAAAUUGUUGCACAGGUUUCUGUUUAAAUUAGCUGCCAAUUUGUUACAGAGUUUUUCCCCCGCUGGUCAAAUUCCACGGGUUUAUAAAAGAUAAUAUCUCUGAAACUUUUAUGAAAAAAAGAAAAGUUUUUUCCUGGAUUGUUGUUUCCCAGGUUGCACCCUUGUUUCAUUUUCAAGUUACAAAAUUAGUAAAUAACUUUAUAAUCUUAAUACUAAUUUAAUAAUAAAAAAAGAAAUGUUUUACAUUUACAAUUUCCCUCAAAAACCAAAACCUUUACUUUCAUCUGUAAAUGAGAUUCCUGUUUUUACUUUAACAAUUUGACAUUUGCUUUUUUGAUACAAAUGAAAUGAAAUGAAGGUUUUAAUUACAGAAACUGGAAACGUUAUUGCUAUGUGGUGAAUAAUAUGUAUGUUGCACUUUUUAUUAUUUUUAUCUCUUUUUUUAAAUAAACUGUUCAUUUGUUUGUGAUUUGAAUUAAACCAAUGUACAAAUUUUAUUACAGAAACAAUUGUGAAACUAUUGUGAAGCAUUUUGUUAACUUACUAAUCAGCAGAUAUUUAUGUGUUUAU
Tachysurus vachellii is the source of this 3485-nucleotide messenger RNA. It is a transcript of the gene entr1, whose product is annotated as endosome associated trafficking regulator 1. The coding region runs from base 237 to 1262 and encodes 341 amino acids. Gene Ontology annotation, biological process: positive regulation of protein localization to cilium; positive regulation of cilium assembly; regulation of cytokinesis. The transcript has 8 exons. Lineage: Eukaryota; Metazoa; Chordata; Actinopteri; Siluriformes; Bagridae. Gene Ontology annotation, cellular component: recycling endosome; centrosome; midbody. The record is from RefSeq and is a predicted model, not a curated record.